GAGACGAAUCUUUCUUAGAUCGUAUGAUCUGAUUCCGAUCAGAAGAAACAAGAAGAUGGGAAUCGUGUUCACGAAGUUGUUCUCUUCCGUGUUUGGGAACAAAGAAGCUCGUAUCCUCGUCCUCGGCCUCGACAAUGCCGGAAAAACCACUAUCCUCUAUCGGCUUCAAAUGGGGGAGGUAGUCUCCACGAUUCCGACUAUUGGAUUUAACGUCGAGACAGUACAGUACAACAAUAUCAAGUUUCAGGUCUGGGAUUUAGGUGGACAAACGAGCAUUAGGCCAUAUUGGAGAUGCUAUUUCCCAAAUACACAAGCAGUGAUUUAUGUUGUUGAUUCGAGUGAUACAGAUAGAAUUGGAGUGGCGAAAGAGGAGUUCCAUGCAAUUUUGGAGGAAGAGGAAUUGAAAGGUGCAAUGGUUCUUAUAUUUGCAAACAAGCAGGAUCUACCAGGUGCACUCGACGAUGCAGCUGUGACAGAGGCCUUGGAGUUGCACAAGAUAAAGAGCCGUCAAUGGGCAAUCUUCAAAACAUGUGCUGUGAAAGGCGAAGGACUUUUCGAGGGCUUAGACUGGUUGAAAUGUGUAAUCCGGAUGCUGAACCUGAAUCAACCAUUGAAUCCAAACGAGGAAUGUUACAAGGCCUUGAUCUACGACGAUUUCUGUGAGAAGAUUAUCGCUCCUCUGAUGCAAGUGAAGGAUCUUCGUAAACAAGGAGUUACACUUCCCUUGUCCAUCAACAAAAAGAGAGAAGCUGUUGGUGAUGCUGCAGCUGUCUACUUUCUUCAACCCACUGAAUCCAACAUCCAGAGAAUCAUUGCAGAUGCUUCUAGAUCUCUUUACCAUUCCUAUCAUCUGAAUUUCUCGUAUCGUAUCCCUCGCCCGCUCCUCGAAACUCUCGCUUCUGCGACUCUGAAUUCGGGUUCCACUGAGAGACUUGCAACGGUGCAUGAUCAGUAUCUCGAGUUUGUUACUUUGGAAGAUAACAUGUUUUCUUUGGCUCAGGAAUCUAUCUAUCUUCAGUUGAAUGAUCCAUCAGCAGGAAAUAGAGAGGUCGAGGAUAUUAUCGAAAAGGUCGCUAAUGGGCUGUUCUGUGUACUGGCAACGCUUGGUGUGGUGCCUGUAAUCCGAUGUCCUCGUGGUGGACCAGCGGAGAUGGUUGCAUCAUCGUUGGAUCAGAAACUUAGGGAUCAUCUUCUGUCUAAGAUCAAUCUGUUUACCGAAGGUAGAGGCGGUUUCAUUAGUUCGUUUCAGCGGCCUUUGUUGUGUAUUUUCGAUAGAAACUUUGAACUCUCGGUUGGGAUUCAGCAUGAUUUCAGAUACAGGCCUCUUGUUCAUGAUGUUUUGGGUCUAAAGCUCAACAGUUUGAAAUUGCCUGGCCAAAAAGAUGAUAAGAAAACAUUUGUAGACAGUUCAGACCCGUUCUGGUCAGCAAAUGGUUCUUUAGAGUUUCCUGAAGUCGCUGUAGAAAUCGAAACUCAGUUGAAUAAGUACAGAAAAGACGUGGAAGAGGUUAACAGGAGAACUGGAGGUGGAAACGGGAGUGCAGAGUUUGAUGGGGCUGAUCUGAUUGGGAACACCAAGCAUCUGAUGAAUGCUGUCAACUCACUUCCGGAGUUGACAGAGAGAAAGAAGGUGAUUGACAAGCACACCAACAUUGCGACUGCGCUGCUAGGAGAGAUCAAGGAGCGAUCUCUGGAUGCAUACACUAAGAAAGAGAAUGAGAUGAUGGUGAGAGGCAGCAUAGACAGGAGCGAGCUUCUAUCUGUUUUGAAAGGGAAGGGUACCAAAAUGGACAAGUUACGAUUUGCCAUCAUGUACCUAAUCUCCUUGGAAACCAUCAACCAGGCUGAAGUUGAAGCCGUGGAAGCGGCAUUGCGUGAAGCUGAGGCCGAUACAAGAGCGUUUCAGUAUGUGAAAAAGAUCAAGUCGCUGAAUGUGUCUUUGGCAGCCUCAGCAAGCAGAAGCAACAUUGUUGACUGGGCUGAGAAGCUUUAUGGUCAGUCUAUAAGCGCGGUCACUGCAGGGGUCAAGAAUCUCUUAUCAAGUGAUCAGCAACUGGCGGUGGCGCGGACAGUUGAAGCCUUAACUGAGGGAAAACCAAACCCAGAAACCGAUUCAUACCUCAUGCUGGAUCCGAGAGCUUCAAAGUCAGGAUCUAGUGGUAAUAGUUAUGUGAAGGGGCCUUUCAAAGAAGCCAUAGUUUUCAUGAUUGGUGCAGGUAACUACAUCGAAUAUAGCAGUUUGCAGGAGCUCUCGCAGCGACAAGAGAUGGUUAAGAACAUUAUAUAUGGAGCCACAGAGAUCCUUACUGGAUCUGAGCUUGUUGAGCAGCUCGCUGUGUUGGGUCAAAAAAUGGGACUGAAAUAGAGAAUAUCAGGUUUUUAAGGUUGAAUCUUAGUCAGGUGGAUUGGUUAGCCUGGUGUUGUUAGGUGCAGUUGCAACUUUUGCUUUUACUAUUUUGUAUUUUAUAUAAGUGUAUACCUUUUAACUAAUAUUUUUGUUAAUGCCAUUCACAAUUUCACAUAUUCAUUUACAAUUUUGAUGGAUGGAUAUUUAUGUUGUAAAAUCAGGUGCAUCCAUGAAACUACAAAUUUUGCAUACAGAAGGUAGAAUGAAUCAGAACUUGUACUAAUACAUUUAUUCUAUGUUU
This is a messenger RNA of Arabidopsis arenosa, 2648 nucleotides long. NCBI's taxonomy places the organism in Eukaryota, Viridiplantae, Streptophyta, Magnoliopsida, Brassicales, Brassicaceae. The record is from the annotation of a GenBank genome assembly.